CUCAUUGCUGUGCUCCUUACUUUCCUUACAAGUCAGCCGCAGUCGAAGCGCGUUUCCUCGGGGUGAAGACAGCUUGUCUUGGACAGUCAGUCGAACUAUUAAAACAAUACGAUGAUUGCUGCGGAGCCAUUGCGUUCGGCCACGGCGGUGGGGAGAGUGGAGGACACUUCGUUGGCUGUGCCCUCUGACACCAGGCUGCACACCGGGGCGCACCGGGUGCUGGACCAAGUACAAACCAUCAAGAGGAGCAAGUCUAAACACGGCAAGAACGGCACUCCUACAAGCCCCAUUUUGCCGCCUUUGUCUCCACUGAGCGAGUUUGCAACGUUCCAGUUCUUACCGACCAAAGUCAAUGGCACAUUCGGUCGCAGCCAGUCUACCAAGUCAGCAGGCUACAACAAAGCGUUGUAUGCCCAAAAGACCCGAUCUCUGUCCUCCAGAAGCUUGGGAAGAAGACAUUGCAGCUCUUCAGGUGCAUGGGAGCAACAAAUCAAUGCUUCACAUUGGCCUCAAGGUCCCAUUGGGCUGAAACCCAGUCGCAGUGAUCCUACACUGGCUCCUGGAGGCAUCAUGAGAGCCAAAGGGCAGACUGCCCAGAGUCACGUGAAGAGACACAGCACUUAUUCUAUUAAUAAUGGCUACCAAAUAGCCAGCGGCCAACAACGGACUAUGGGACAGCCUUCUGGCCACUCUCAGGCAAUCAAAAUAUCCAAGGUGGAGCAGAAAUCAGCCGCCAACACUGCACCAAGCAUAUCGGAUCUGACCAUUAAGGAAGCUAUAGAGUUCCUGUCUCACCCUGAGGAGACGUUCCAGCUGUGUGGUGCCACCAUCAUCCAGCAUAGCACCUUUAAAGAAGAUCGCGCUAAACAACAGGUUCUUCAACUUGGAGGCAUCCCCAAUCUGGUGACUCUACUGCGUAGUCCCAACCCUGCUGUGAGUCAGGCUGCCGCUGGGGCCUUAAGGAACCUAGUGUUCAAGAACCAGAGCAAUAAGCUGCAGGUUCAACACUGUGGUGGCAUAGCGAAAGCCCUGCAGUUACUAAAGGAGACAGAUUGCUCCGAGACACAGAAACAAAUCACAGGCCUGCUCUGGAACCUUUCCUCUGCUGACGAGCUAAAGGGAGAACUUAUAGCCACAGCACUGCCCGCGUUGACAGAGAAUGUGGUGGUGCCGUUCACCUGCUGGUCAGAUGACAGCGCCACCAACAACAUACACCCUGAGGUUUUCUACAACACCACAGGGUGCCUGCGGAACCUGAGCUGUGCCCAGCUGAGAGAGAGGACAGCCAUGAGGGACUGUCGUGGUCUUAUUGACUCCUUGAUGUCCUACCUGCAGACCUGUGUGACAGAGGACAAUCCAGAUGACAAGUCCGUGGAGAACUGUGCAUGUAUCCUCCAUAAUUUGACCUACCAGCUGGAGACAGAGUCCCCCAAAUGCUUUGCCAACUUUAUCCCUUUAACAGAGAGCCAAUCUGGCAAGAAAAGCCCUACAGUUGGGUGCUUCAGCCCCAAGAGCAACAAGGUCCAAAAGCAGUUUUCAUUCGAUGCCGUUCGAGGAAUGCUGGAAAACGAUGAACCAAAAGGCGCCAAGUGGCUGUGCCAUCCCAAAGCCAUGCAGACCUACUUGUCUCUGCUCAGCUCAUCCCAGAAAGAUGCCACCCUGGAGGCGUGCUGUGGCGCACUGCAGAACCUGACUGCCAGCAAAGAACUGGGGUCCGGCGCCAUUAGUCAGAUUCUGGUCCAGAAGUUGGAGGCUCUGCCCCACAUAACCCCUCUGUUAAAGUCGCCUAACCAUAGCCUGCAGAAGGCUGCCGUGUCUCUGCUUGGUAACAUGUGCCGGGGCACCAACUUGCACACCUCCAUGGCAAAGCAAGUUUUGCCAGAGCUCACCGGCCUCCUCUCUGCUGGACCCCGGGAGCUGGGGAACUCUGAUGAAACUGUCGCAACAGCAUGUAACACAGUGCGAAAUCUGGUGCUGGCAGACCCCGAGGCCAACAAGAAGUUUAUCGAUAACGAUUUGGUGACAUCAGUGGCUGACAUUAGCGAGAAUGCCUCUCUCCCCAAAGGCAGCAAAGCAGCCUCCAUCUUUCUCUACCAUCUAUGGAAUGAUAAAAACUUGCAAAACAUUUUGAAAAAGCUGGGAAUGAGCAAAUCAUUAUUCAUUAACGACAACACCACGGCGGCGUACAGGUCUGUGCAGAUUAUCGACUGAUGAAUGAGGGAGGAGCGGCACCAUGUUUGCCCAGAGAUGGAAAUCAGCAUGUUGAGGCCACACCCUUGCAACAUGGAGGGUAAAAUGACCGCCUCCACAACCACCUUGCUUGAAAGAGCUUUAGCAAUUAUGAAUUUCUGUCUGCUGUACAUGAACACCAUCAAUAAUCCUGCGGUGUAUGUAUUUAAUUUGGAUUUGUUUGUGUCUGUGUAUGCACACUGGCAAGCGUGUUUUUUUUGCUUUGUUGACUUGAGUGUGAGAAUCUUAUGGUUUCAGUUGAGUAGUAAAUAAACGCAAUUAACAGAAGUUGCCUCCUGUAAAAUAUCACUCCAUUUACUAUAAAAUACCUGAGGACUCAGGAGAUGUGGAAUGUGGUGAGGAAACUAGAAAGAAAUGUGGAUGUAUGUGUUGCUGCUGAAUGAAACAUCCAUAAAGAAGUACGCCUUUUAUUGCUAUUGCUAAACAUAAUGUGGAGGGGGGGGGGAUUGCUUUGCCUUACCGUGAAUAAUACAUAAAAUGAUCCCACGUAAGACAAUUAGCCUAGCCUAGCUUAGCUUAGCAUGAGACUUAAUACUGGGAGCAAUACUACCAUAAGUAUUUUCAACGCUCUUGUUUUAAACAUUGCAUAACAACCAUGUUAUACUGUGGAAACAUGUUACCCUUUUGUUUACAGUGUGUGUGCUCAGCUAACCAGCUAACUAUAAAACUCAUCCAGACAGUAUAUUUCCCAAUAUAUGACACGCUCUCCAAACCUGCAGAGAUCUUUGCAAGGAUCUUCACUUCACUGACAGAUUAUGUUUUGUGAGUGCAAGGUUUUAUCUGCCACUAUUUUUCAUGAACUUAACUGUACAGUUUUCGUUUUACAUGUUUUUUAAUGAUUGAACACUGCAAAAAAUAAUUUAUUUUUGAGUGCACCUCGACUUGAAAUAACUCCUUUGUCGGGUUUUUAGUCAGCAGUUUCGGAGUACGUGUCAUAUAUACAUAUAUGUUUUAAAGUGCAGCUCAAAGUGGCUUUUUUCUUUUCUAUUCAUGUCACAAAGGCACUAAAUAAAAUAAGUUAACCCUUUAUGGUAAAUUUUGCAUUUUUUAACUUUUUUAUGAAUAAACUGAGAAGUUAGGGGGGAAAAAACGGGGGGUUUUAUCGGUAUUUGGAAACCUGCAUUUUACAUUAUACGCAUCCGCUUUUAUAAUCUAAUUGAAGAAAACAAAGCAUAGAAGGAGCAAAGAUGAUUGUGCAUCAUGGUUUAAAAAAAACAGUGCAUCCGUGCUUCUAAUUCUACUACUUUGAAGACGCUCGAGUCUCACUGAGGUUUGCCUUGCUCACAAAGAGUGACGUUCAUAUUGCCUUUAAAGUGAAGCUGGAGAACUGUGUGUAUAUACGUACAUAUACGGUAAUUAUCAGCAUACUGUCACUCAACAGAAAACCAAGCCUGCAUCUAUUAAUAUAACAACUUGUCAUUCAUGCCUGUCACUUUUUUCUAUUGCACUUUUCUUUGUAUUCAAAUGAUUGAAUAUUUAAGUUUUGUGUGUGAUGUGUUUUUAUUUCCUCUUUUCCUAAUGUGUGUGCUGUUGUAACUGGACUGUUUAUUUCUUGUGUGCAUUAUGAAUACGGUCAAAUGAUUCAUGUUUUCCAUGUGGCUUUUUUGACACUAAAACAGCAGAUGCAGCAAUAACACGGUGGCUGCGGCUUUCUUUA
Messenger RNA from Dunckerocampus dactyliophorus (ringed pipefish), 3907 nucleotides. It is a transcript of the gene pkp1a, whose product is annotated as plakophilin-1. The coding region runs from base 112 to 2211 and encodes 699 amino acids. Gene Ontology annotation, biological process: cell-cell junction assembly; cell-cell adhesion; intermediate filament bundle assembly. The record is from RefSeq and is a predicted model, not a curated record. Gene Ontology annotation, molecular function: cadherin binding. Gene Ontology annotation, cellular component: plasma membrane; cytoplasm; nucleus. The transcript is spliced from 15 exons. Lineage: Eukaryota; Metazoa; Chordata; Actinopteri; Syngnathiformes; Syngnathidae.